AUGGAUUUUUCGAAGCAUGGAAUAUUUGUCGAACGUACGCUAGCCUUAGUUAAACCUGAUGCUAUUAACAAAGCUGAUGAAAUCGAAACUAUUAUUCUAAAACAUGGUUUCACUGUUCUCGAAAAAAGACGUAUAACAUUAACAGCUGAACAAUGUUCAGAUUUUUAUAGUGAACAUUACGGGAAAAAAUUUUUUCCAAGUCUUGUUGCUUUUAUGACAAGCGCUCCAGUUGUUGCUAUGGUUUUAGCUAAGGAAAAUGCAAUACAACAAUGGCGAGAUUUAAUUGGACCAACAAAUUCAAAUGUGGCAAAAGAAACACAUCCAGACAGUAUUCGAGCAUUGUUUGGAACAAAUGAACAGAAGAAUGCGGUUCACGGUAGUGAUAGUGCUGUUAGUGCUGAACGUGAAAUUCGAUUUUUCUUUCCGAAUUGUGUUGUUGAGCCAAUUCCAACUGGACCACCAGCAACAGACUAUCUUGAACAAAACGUGAAUAAAACACUAAUCAAAGCAUUAACUGCUUUAUGUAAAGAGAAACCUAAAGAUCCAGUGGUAUGGUUAGCGGAUAAACUCAUGGAAAUAAAUCCUUAUAAACCAAAACUAAGUCUCACUGUGACCGCACCAUCCACAAAUAAUGAAUAA
Messenger RNA from Rotaria socialis, 639 nucleotides. Lineage: Eukaryota; Metazoa; Rotifera; Eurotatoria; Philodinida; Philodinidae. The record is from the annotation of a GenBank genome assembly.